CCACUCGCGCAACCACGCACCGCACCAAACCCGCAACAGCCCAUCGGCGACCUCGCCGGAGCGACAGAAACUGAGAAGAUGGAGGCGGCGGCGGCAGCGGCCGGCGUGCAGCUGGGCACCUCGAAGCCCCAGAUCGCGACCCAGGCGGAGAUGGCGGAGGAGCGCGUGCCGAUCGCCUACCGCGACCAGUGCGCCCACCUCCUCAUCCCGCUCAACAAGUGCCGCGUCUCCGAGUUCUACCUCCCCUGGAAGUGCGAGCCCGAGCGCCACGCCUACGAGAAGUGCGAGUACGAGCUCGUCAUGGAGCGGAUGCUCAAGAUGCAGAAGAUCCGCGAGGCGCAGGCCAAGGGCGGCGCCACCAUCGGCGUGCCCCUCAUCCCGUCCACCGCCAAGCUCGGCUGAUCCCGAUCUGCCCGAUUCAGGUUUGGCACUAAGGCGUGAAGGGCAGCUGCAAGGAUCAUGGAUGAUAGUUCCAUGAACAAAACACAUGUUUGUAUUUUGCAUAAGUUAACUCAUGUCUUCAUCAUCCCUUCUGCCUUUUCUCGGUUAGUGAGCACCUUCAAGUUUCGAUUUGUUGGAAUAAGGAAUGCUGUCUAUACUCAAUGAGUGAAAUGACACCUUGAAGUUUUGAAUGCAAUGCCUGGACUCUGCUUAUGUAGCAAUGUUAA
Messenger RNA from Lolium rigidum, 668 nucleotides. Its product is annotated as NADH dehydrogenase [ubiquinone] 1 beta subcomplex subunit 7-like. The transcript is spliced from 2 exons. Lineage: Eukaryota; Viridiplantae; Streptophyta; Magnoliopsida; Poales; Poaceae. Gene Ontology annotation, cellular component: mitochondrion. The record is from RefSeq and is a predicted model, not a curated record. Bases 79 to 402 code for a protein of 107 amino acids.